Molecule: messenger RNA, 1831 nt
Organism: Elaeis guineensis (African oil palm)
Lineage: Eukaryota; Viridiplantae; Streptophyta; Magnoliopsida; Arecales; Arecaceae
Product: putative disease resistance protein RGA3
Molecular function (GO): ADP binding
Source: RefSeq, a predicted model, not a curated record
UUUUGAUAGCAGACGAGAGUGCUUUUGUCGGACAUGAAAAAAUAUACAACACGAACCCUUUGACUAAGCAUCGUCGCUUGUCAAUUUCAAACAUGGGAGAGAUGCUAAAAAUCCCUGACGCAGUGAAAAAGCAGAGAUGCUUGAGGACUCUAUUUGUCUGGAAUAGUCCCAGAACAAAGAUAGAUGAGCAUGAAAUUGGAACACUUGGGCAGCUACGAGUUUUGGACUUGAAGGACACGGGACUGGUGAGCCUUUCGGACUCCAUGGGAAAGCUGUUACAUCUAAGGUUCCUGAAUCUUGAUAGAACGAAUGUCAAAAAUUUACCAGAGUCUAUCAGAUGCCUUCAAAAUCUGCAGACGUUGAGCCUCUCGGGCUGUAAAUCUUUGCACACGCUUCCCAAUGCCAUCACAAGUUUGUGCAAUCUAAGAUGCCUUCUCCUCCUGGAAACUCCAUUGAGCCAUCUCCCAAAAGGAAUAGGCAAACUGAGAAAUCUCAUCUGUCUUGGAGGAUUUGUGGUCGGUGAUGAUGGUGGUGAGGAGGACCGUGGAUGCGAUUUGGAGGAGCUGCGAUCUCUGUCCCAGCUGAGAGUGCUCCGGAUAGAUAGGUUGGAGAGGUCACGAGAAGGAGCUUCGGCACUCGCAAACAGCUGCUUUCUUAAAAGAAUGUUUUUGUUUUGGCUACCACCCGAAGCUGAGAACAAUCAACCUGGAUGUGGAGACGACGCAAUCCAGAUGGCGAACAAGACAUGCAAUGACCUCUCUCCUCCAUCCCACCUAGAAGAGCUUCAGUUCCAAGACUUCAUUGGCAGUGGGUUUCCCGGCUGGUUGAUGUCAUCCUCAUUGGGUGCCUCAUUUCCUCACCUGGCAUUCUUGAUACUUGAUAACUGUAGAUCUUGUCCGCAACUUCCUCCACUAGGCCUAUUGCCCCAGCUAAAAUACCUUCGGAUUUCAGGAGCAGACGCAAUCUCAAGGAUCGGACCAGAGCUUCUUGGUCGGCGUGCUUCAGUAGUAACUGCAUUUCCAAGGCUUGAAUACCUGAUACUCCAAGACAUGCGCAACUGGAAAGAAUGGUCAUUAGGCAUGGGGGAAGAGGUUCGUGAUGAUGAAAUUAGAGGAGCCUCUAAGCUGCUGCCGCGUCUCAAGAAACUAGUUCUAGAGAACUGUCCCGAGCUAAUAGCUCUUCCGGAAGGUCUGGGACAUGCCACCAACUUGCAGGUAUCGCAAAUUGCGGGCGCGCACAACCUGAGAGAAAUCAAAAACCUCCCCUCCUUAACUGACAGGCUCUAUAUUAAGGAAAACCCGCGGUUGGAAAGAGUAUCCAACCUUCCCAUGCUGAAAUCAAUGGAAAUACUGAAUUGCCCAAUGUUAGAGCAAGUGGAGAAUCUUGAUAAGUUACAAUAUCUGGUCUUGGAACAUCCUUCUGCAGCACAGGGGCCCUCAGAGAUACCUAUCGGUCCCUCGCCGGAGUGCCUCCAAGAUGUUUCCAAUAAUUUUGACCAAAAAAUGGAGCACCUCCCACGGUGGUUAUUGGAACUAUUCGGGCAGCAUCAAAAUUCUCUGCAGAAUCUCAGAAAAUUUGGACUAAAAUGCAGCUCACUACUGUUUAAGAGCUUCCUGAACGAUACAUCGAACUGGCCCAUCAUUCAGUGGAUCCCUGAGGUCUGGAUCCAAGAGAUAGAUGGUCCCUCAUGGACACGGUAUACCAAGGGACCCCCUCGCAACUUUCAAACCAACUCAGAAGAGUUUGAAAGUGUCCUCUCUUCAGCUGGGUGAGUUCUACUUCUAUUACGCUUAUCUUUCUCUUAUUAAUUUGUCUACAUAAAUGCUGUUAA